GCCAUAAUCCUUUAUGGCGGUGCUGGAGUUUAUGUGGUUUCUGCGGCAGACGCCCGGAACAGAGCUGUCGGUGUGUGAGGAGAUGCUACGGGAGCUCCAGGGGAUCGUCCUGUGCCGGGACAGCCUACAGCUGAGGCGUCGGCGGGGGACGACCAUGCUCCGUCCUCGCUCCCUGCCCCUGGAAGAGCGCCGGGCGAGGGCCGCCGCCGUCAGCCUGAGCAAUGGCAAGUUGUGUGGCGCUGCCGCCGGCCUGCCCCUCUCCGAGCCCCUCUCCCACAGACUGGCGCAGGAGGCGGCUUUGGUGGCGCGUGGCUGCAGCCACAUCCGCAUCUGCCCCGAGUGCAGGCGCUUCCAGGGGCUGCGCGCCAUGCGUCCCGGGGGAGGCCCCGGCCACGGCGCCUCGCCCACCCACAGCGAGGAGAGCAUAGAGUGGGAGAAAACGACCAACAGCAGCGAACCCGAAUAACAAUGACCCCCCCCCUUGACCUGGACAACCCUUUUACCUACCUAGACCACCACACACCCACUGUACUACUGUACCCAGUAGGCACGUCUCCACAAGGGCAACAGGGGGCAUCAUGGGAAGGUUAUGUGGUACUGUGACAGGAGCUGCCUUGGUCCUGGUGUAUUUGAUUUGGGAGGACGGUGGCUGGGGCGUUGGCUUUGGCUGUGGAAAUUUUGGGCACGUCCCCCCUGGAAGGGAUCUUUGAGUUGAGUAGAGCUCUGAAAUGAUGCCYUGGGCUUAGUGAUGGAACUCCCGUUGUACAUGUCCAUAGAGACUACCAGAGGAAGUCCGUGAGAGGGGACACGACCUCUCUGUAUGGGCUGUCUGUCUCGAAGGCCCUAUGCCCUUUCUAGGAUGUGAAGGACACAGGUUACGGGGCAUUUGUACUAUGCAGUAUUUUCUGUCACUCGUGCUAAUUGUUGAUUUGUUUAUAAAUUAUUUGUCCUUUUGUUGUGUUCUUGAUAUUGAUCAUAUUGUUACUAUUCUAUUGUUCUCUGAGACGGUACCAUUUUUUAUUUUCUCGAGAGCUGUGGACAUUAUUGCCUUUUCAGAGCUAAAAACAGAGAACACGUAGAAAAAGACUUCCAAUUCAGCAUCAUUCUUUGAAAGUGCCGACAAAAAAAGAGGAUAUCGAGCGAUGGGAAAGCACCACGGCCUUGAGGCGACGACGACGAGAACUGAACAUGAAAAUAAAACACAACGACUCGUUUUAUAAUAGUGACUGUAUCCUAUAUGAAAAUGUGUUUUCAACAUGUUUCUGAAAGCCAGCGACGCAUGUCAGCAGGUGUGAUGCUGAUGCUUGGAGGGGAGAAUGAGUUUCCCGUUCAAACAAUUUGCCCGGAGACACAAAGAACCCCAAUGUAAUCAGAAAUAGUCCUCAUUCGUUCCCUUUGCGCAUGUGUGGGCCCUGUCUCUUGAUAUUGCCCCCGGAUCACAAGUCAUAAACAAUACUAGGAACCACAACAUCACACCAUUUUGAGUUUCUUUCCAUUGUCCACUGUGGUAUACAGUAUCAUAUGAAUCCCAUAUACUGUAAGAAAUUGGUAUUGGUUCGCUAUUUCCAAUUUGUGCUCUCCAUUCCCUCUGUUCAACUCACUCCCUUUGUCAUCGUGCUGCACCAUUGCUUCGACAUGACUCAGACACAAUCUCUGCGGCAUGCACUACACACUCAUGCACACGCACGGAAACGCACACACUCACACAUGCAGGCACACAGGCAUGUGCACACACACACAGACACAAUACACACAAGCAAUGCAGAUAGUUACACUGCAGAGGUAGUCAUACUGAGAUGGUGGCAUUGGGGAAGAAUUCAACACAUUCCAGAAGAAAUUAAAACUCCCAGUAAAUGUUUUUUACAGGAAUUUUAAUUUGAUUUAUUAAAGACUCCACCCAAAAUGAAACAUUGUCUGACGUUUUCGUAAGUCCGAGGUGUUUGAAGUCUUUUAUGUGACAUUUAUUCCUGGAUCACCAUUUUGUAAAUUCCGCAAUACAAUUUCGAGAAAGGAUAUGGUGCCAAUUAUUCCCAUUAAUUUAGGAUAUAGGUCUGCAGAUUUCCCAAUGAUAACAAACCUCAAUUUUGGGGUGAGCUAUCCCUGUAACCAUCAGCAGAGACCGUAUUCAUUUGGCACCAAACGGAACAAAAAGGACUGAAACAGUCUUGAACUUGUCCAAUAAGAAACAAUCAUUUUAAUUCUCCUUUGCCAUUUAAAAAAAAAAGUGUUUUCCAUCACAUGCCUUAAUGAAUACAAUCCUUGUAAUGAAAUGAAGGCCAUCCCCGUCCAGAUUGGAUUUGUGGAGCAAAGCUGUACUUUCUCCAUGUGUUCAUUCAAGUUGAUUUAGUCAAUGUACCAUAUCGCAAAUUCAUUGAUGUAGCAUGUAAUGUUACUCAUUUUCCUUUAGGAAGUUGGAUGUUUUAUAUGUUGCUGGUGGUGUCCUUGGGAUUCAUUGUUUUGUCUGUGCUUUUCUACUAAAUUGACUAAAAUGAGUGGGCGAAAGUGAACAACUGUGGUCUGUCUGUCAACGUUAGGCUUUGAUGGAUCCGCCUCCUUGACGAUGCCCAAGGGGUGUGCCACUCAUAUGUCAAGAGUGCCUGAAACCAGGCCAUCUUGACAAAGUAUUCGAUUGGAGGUAUGCCAGGUUCAUUUGUAUUUGUCACAUCCAAUCUAAAACCUGGACCUUAAAUCUGAAGGGACUCUUUCAGCAUUUGAAUUAAAUCCACUAUUAAGUUGAUUUCAUUMAUCUCUAAAAUUGCUUUUCAAGGCAUCUAUACAAAGUGCCAGUCAAACACCGGAUUUCCGCACAGGAUAUGCAUUCUCCUGCCUUAGUGUACUUGGUUGAAGGUGUAUGACCUAGGCCAUGCAUUUUUACAAUGAUGUUAAUGAAACGGCUGAGCAGACAGCUUAGUUUGGGUCAAUGAGGGUCUGAGACUGUAGAAGGAACUGUUGUCUAUUUUCAUAAUGCCUUAAUCUACAUCCCUUGCGCCAGCAGGCCACAAAUGCAAAAGAUCCCUUAAGAACAAUGGUAUUCAAACUUUUUCAGCGGGGCAUACAUUUUUUCCACCAGAUUUUCUGGGGACACCAUUUUCUUCCGAAGAAUUUCUUGCGACCCCCACCUCAAAUAUAAUGGCACAACCUUAAAAUAAUUUUGUUUUUUUUACAUCAACAAUAAACCAUUGCAUUUUCCUCAUAUACAUUUUUUUAAGAAACCAAUAAAUACAUGUACUCAAUAAAAUUAUAUUUUCUAAUUAUCUUUCUCAGAAACAUUUUAAUAUAUAUUCCAUACAAUAAUCUGUACUCAUAAUGUUUUGUUCCUAAUAUACAUCUAUACACUGAUUGAGUGUAAAAAAUAUUAGGAACACCUGCUCUUUCCAUGACAUAGACUGACCAGGUGAAUCAAGGUGAAAGCUA
This is a messenger RNA of Salvelinus sp. IW2-2015, 3414 nucleotides long. The record is from RefSeq and is a predicted model, not a curated record. Lineage: Eukaryota; Metazoa; Chordata; Actinopteri; Salmoniformes; Salmonidae.